AGCGUUGAUCCUUGGGUAAAAUGGCUGUCAGUGUGUUUGUGAAAAUGUCCAAAUAAGUUCGAUUUUUUAGAUAAAAAACGAACUAAGCUAGCUUUUUCAAUGUUUAUAGAGUAUAAUAAGUCUUAAAUUCAAAUUGUGUCAAUAGGAAAAGGUAGUAAAUAGCGCAUUUAUAGGGAAGGCAAAGGUUUGGAGGUAGCCUUAGCAAGGAGACCUCAUCACAAAGGUACUGGAAAAGUAUUUCAUCAAAAAUAUGUCAAAUGAUGCUGUCUAUUCUUUAAUAAGAUAAGAAUACAAACAGCAGAAGGGCAUAAAAAUGACAGACACAAGAAGACGAGUGAAGCUAUAUGCUCUUAAUGCAGAUAGGCAAUGGGAUGAUAGGGGAACUGGCCAUGUCUCCUCUUCUUAUGUUGAUAGACUUAAAGGCAUUUCUCUACUUGUAAGGGCUGAAAGUGAUGGGUCACUCUUAUUAGAGUCCAAAAUACAGCCUGAUACAGCUUACCAGAAGCAACAGGACACGUUAAUAGUAUGGUCAGAAGGGGAUAACUUUGACCUGGCACUCAGCUUUCAAGAAAAGCUUGGUUGUGAUGAGAUUUGGGAAAAGAUCUGCCAAGUCCAAGGCAAAGAUCCUUCAGUUGAGAUUACCCAGGAUAUUGUGGAAGAAUCUGAAGAUGAAAGAUUCGAUGAUAUGUCAGAUAGCUCCCCACCAAUUGAACUACCAAGUUGUGAACUUAGUCGUUUGGAAGAUAUCAGUGAAUUAAUUGGCAGUUGUUUGAGCUCACCAAUGCGCAAAGAAAAAUUGGCAGCUGCUAUAGAGAGUGAGGGUUAUAUCCGUAAACUGAUCAACUUGUUCCACAUGUGCGAGGACUUGGAAAGUUUGGAAGGUCUCCACCAUCUUUAUGAUAUCUUUAAGAAUAUAUUCCUGUUAAACAAGAAUGUACUUUUUGAUACCAUGUUCAGUGACGACUUGAUUUUUGAUGUUGUGGGUUGUCUGGAGUAUGACCCUAGCAGUCCUCAGCCUAAAAGACAUAGGGAAUAUCUAAAGCAGCAGGCAAGGUUUAGGGAGGCGAUACCAAUCAAAAACCAGGAACUGCUGAGCAAGAUACAUCAGACGUUUCGAGUGCAGUACAUACAGGAUGUCGUUCUUCCUACACCGUCAGUGUUCGAGGAGAACAUGCUUAGCACAUUGAGUUCGUUCAUAUUCUUCAACAAGGUCGAAAUAGUGAGCCUGCUGCAAGAAGACGAACGUUUUCUCACAGAACUGUUCACCACAUUGACUGAUCUCAGUACCUCGGAAAGUAAACGAAGGGACCUGGUGCUGUUCCUGAAGGAGUUCUGCAACUACAGCCAGAAUCUUCAACCGGCCGCCAAGGAGUCUUUCUACAAGACCUUGACGUCACUGGGCAUUCUGCCGGCACUGGAGAUCACAUUAGCUGCAGACGACCAGAAGACCAAAACUGCCUCCAUUGAUAUUUUGACGUAUAUUGUUGAGUUUUCGCCAAGCGUCGUUAGGGAAUAUACGUUGCAACAGGCUAGCAAUACGGAUGAGGACCAGAUGUUACUGAACAUUAUCAUAGAACAAAUGAUCUGCGAUACAGAUCCAGAGUUGGGCGGAGCCGUUCAGCUGAUGGGCGUGCUGCGGAUUCUAUUGGACCCGGAAAACAUGCUGGCGUCCGUGAAUAAGUCCGAGAAAACGGACUUUCUCAACUUUUUCUACAAACACAGUGUACACAUACUCAUUGCUCCUCUUUUAGAAAACACCGCCAACGAUAAACCACAAAAAGAGGACUAUCGUAGUGUUCAGUUACUCGGACUUAUCCUAGAGCUGUUAUCCUUUUGUGUAGAACACCACACCUACCACAUAAAGAAUUGCAUAUUGAAUAAGGAUCUCUUGCGGCGAAUCCUGGUACUGAUGAAAUCCACGCACAAGUUCCUGGUACUGUGUGCUUUGAGGUUUAUGAGGAAGCUCAUCGCGCUCAAGGACGAGUUUUACAACCGGUAUAUAAUCAAGGGUAAUCUGUUUGCGCCUGUGGUGGAAGCCUUCGUGAGGAACAACGGUCGCUAUAACUUGUUGGACAGUGCUAUCAUCGAAAUGUUCGAAUUCAUCAAAUUGGAAGACAUCAAAACGUUGUGCUCGCACGUAGUGGAGAACUACGGUAAAUGUCUGGACGAGAUCUGUUACGUGCAGACCUUCAAGGCAUUGAAACUUAGGUACGACCAACACCAAGAUAAGCUGAAAGAUAGGGAGAGGGAUAGAAAUAGUCUGGAUGGCGUACCGUCAAUUUUACGAAGCAGUCGAUACCGUCGCGAUCAAAGGCAGCUAGAAGAGGAAGAGGAGAUGUGGUUUAACGAAGACGACGAUUUCGAGGAAACUGGAGGUGGUCCUGGCGAUCAGUCGUCCCCAAUAGGUGUCGCUGCGGUAGUUACGUCGCCGAUGGUAACGACCGACACAGGGAAGAAAGGACCGACGUUAUCAGAAGCUGUACAAAUGAUGUCGGGCCAGAGCACCAUGGUGUGUACAAGUGACCUGAAAAAGUCUCCGAUGACGACAGAAACGUCGCCAGCAGCCUGCGUGGUCACAGAAACCUGCGUUGAAACGACCUGUGACUUGGACAGUUCACAUGUAGAACUAGGAAAUGAAAGCAAAGACGAAAUUGAAUGUGCAACGACAGCGACACAGCUGGAUGGGAAAACGACACCAUUGAAACGGAGUCUUGUUGACUAUGAUGGUGACUCGGAUGAAGAAGAAGAGGACACUGGUGGGGGGGAAAAGACAGAAGUUGCAGAGGAGGCCGUCGCAAAGAAACCCAGACUUUCGUAAGCCAGACCGGAGGCGUACUCAUUUUUUUUACAAGGUGAGAAAGAGAGAGAGAAAGGAAGCGAAUAAAUUGUAAAAAUACGAUUCCGUGUUUUUUUUUGUAAUUUUGUAAUGUGUGGUGGAAAAUUGUUGAGAUUCAUCUUAGUCGGUUAUGUGAAAAUAUACGAGAUUUUAGUAUUGCCUACUUUCCGAUUUUAUUAUUCAAUGAAAAUAACUCAUUGGGCGAGUUUUACAGUGCAGUAGUGUAGCUUUUUAUCGAAAGGACAUGCUAAUGAUUUUUUACAUGAGUAAGUGUUGUUAAGAUUGUGAUAUAUGCAAAUGUUGUGGGUAGCUUUACAAAUACGUUGAAUGCCGCCUUUAUUUAUGGAAUAUCUAUGAGUCGCAUAUAUCAAUUGUAAUAUAUCUCGCAUAGAGCAUCUACAUUCUACCUAAAUAUUUUCUGGCGCGAUUUAUCAUAAUUUUUGCCAAAUUGCAACCCAACCUGCUAAGCUCAAUCUCUAAGAAUAUUCUACCAAUGCAAAUAUAUACAGGGUGUUUGGUUUGCAGAAAUCUGAAAUUCCUUCAAUCAUCUAUUUUUAAAUUUAUUUAUUUAAAAUAAAACUUCUGAACACCAUGUAUAUUUUUUCAAAGAUGAACAAUGUUCUCAUAUAGUCCAGUGAGUUUUCCUACAGAAACUUUAGACCAAAACAAAUAGCUUCUGUGAGGCUUCAUGUAAUUCAUGUCUGCUAUAUCAACGUUCUUCUUAGAGCAAGUAUGUUGAAAAUUUGCAUACAUGUAUAUUAUGUCAAAUUAAAAGUUAUUUGAAAACCUAACAGUGAGAUUCGAAUUUCUUCCUUAUACCCAUGCAUUACCUCCUUGCUUAUGACAUUUGAUGUGUGAUAUAUUAACAUAUUUUUAUUAUGUUUUGAAACGUUAUUAUUUAAUUAACAAAGAAACCUAGGAGCCAGUAUUUACAGCAGCCUAAGCAAAAUCCUAAAACGUGUAAACUAUAUCAUAUAAUGUUAUUCUCCGAAAAGGUUACCAAAAAACCUCAAACUUCUGUCGAAAAGGAACAUUAAAAUGACUUCUUGAUUAAAGGUACAACACUGCGUUUCAUCAACUGCUGUAAGACAGCUAGCACGCUAUUAUUGAAAUCCGAGAGGAAUGGGUAAAAAGAAAAGUUAAUUCUAUUAUUACAUUACUGUAUGGCGAUACAGUAAUUCGUGGAAAUCCAUGAAAAAUAAAUUUAAAAAUGCAAGAUAAUUCAGAUAUAAUUGGUGUAAAAGUUACUGAAAAAAUACAGGAAGUGGUAUUCUUAAGUAAAAUAGGUAACUUCAAUUAUCUGGCUUGAAAGUUAUAAUGUAUGAAUAACUUUGUUACUUUUUUUUUCGUAACAACUCAGUUUUUUAUAAGUUUUGCUGUUUUAUUACGUAGAUGUAUCAAAAAACUACCUCUCUAACUUACCAGCAGAGAAAAGCUCGACGCAGUGUGAAUCACCAAGUAGUGUGUAAGGCAAAGUUUCCUCAUCGCAUUUAUUUUACAACGGUUUUAUGUUGUGUUUUUGUCCUCGCUUGAUUUCCUCUAUCGGCGAUUUCAUCAUGAACGAAAGUUUGAAAACAGAGCGCACAUGUUGCGUGACACUUGGAAAAUCACCUACAGAAAUGCUUUAGCAAGUUUAUAUGAAGCGAUGAGUGGUCCUCAAAUUUUUUAAGGAUAUUACCGAUUUCAGCAGGGAAGAAAAUCCAAACUUUACGUUCAUGAUGGACUCACUGACAGAGAUGAACAUAGAAUAAUCAAACUAAAUGAAAUUAUUGUGAAACAAAAGCGAUGAGGAAGCUGCACAAUAUUUUUUAAGGUUAUCAGCUGAUUUAUUUAGCAGACAGCUUUGUGCUGUCAUCUGUUUGGUAAAUUCCAGAUCUAGUCAGGAAAUAUGCCCUUGUAUAUUGGUUUUUUACUCGAUCAUUCUUUAAUUUGCAAAUUUACAAACUUGGACGUCUGUUCGGUGUGAGAUUAAUAAAUUGUAUGUUAACCCCCUGAAUCCUAAGUCGUGAAGAUAAUUUUAUUUUUUAUGAGUUCAUUUUGCUAUGUUUUAUGGACGUUCUAAUAAAGACUUUGGGAAUACUAGUUGUUCCAAAAGAAUUUCUUUCACUGUCUUUCAAGGCUUUAAUGGGUGCAUUUAGGAUCGCUUUAUAUCAGCUUUAAAUUAUAUAGACACUGGCCUAAAGCGCUGUCACGCUGCUAACAUUUUGCGAAUGUGAUCAAUAUGCAACAUCCUCAAAAAUGUGUGACGAAAUUUUGCAGUUUUAAACCUGAGCCGAUGUUUUCGUUUUAGAAAGCAACACAAUUUUAAAAUGAUAUAUUGUGGGCCACCCUCACCUUUCUUAUAAUUUGUCAAGUUAAAGUUACUACAGUUACAGAUUCUUUGAUUAUGAUUACAUCUAUGUAUAUGACCCACAGUUCUUCAUGAUGCAAUAGGUGAAUUGAGUGAUAGGAGUUCAUUAUUGGUCAAACUGACCAUUCAACCGAAAGUACAGCUGAUUUUAUGGAUCAAGUGUAAUAUAAAAUUCACCUCUCGAGUGAACUCAUUCACGACAUACCGCUUUAAAAACGCAUACAUUCGUAAAAGAAAUUGCGAACUUGAGCAUUAAUUUCUCGAUAAUUUUGAAACAUUGUUCGAUUAUUCCUAUGGAUUGGUCAAACUAUAUUGACAUAUAGUUUCAUGAAGCCUCAAGCGAAGUCCAGUUGCAGAUUUUUAUUCUAAAAUCACUGGAUUAUAAAUGAUUUCCUGGUUGUAUACUAUUAUUUUUUUAUUAAGUCUUUUGUGAAUAUUAUUCAUAAUAUCUAUAGAAUUGGUAGAAAAUGUGUAUACAUAAGGUGAAAUUUAUAUAUUCAAGUAGGCAUAUAGCGAUAAAUAUAUUUAAAUGGUAGAAUGAUAAAGUUUAUUAAAAAAAUG
Acanthoscelides obtectus is the source of this 5747-nucleotide messenger RNA. Lineage: Eukaryota; Metazoa; Arthropoda; Insecta; Coleoptera; Chrysomelidae. The record is from the annotation of a GenBank genome assembly.